UAAAUAAACAGUACAAUGCUGUGAUAUUUUAAUGUAAAAAAAAAUGAGAAACCAAAAUAUUAGUAAUUCGCAUAGUUACAAUUACAUUAACAGUUACAAGUACGGAGUAAAUUCAGAGGAAAAUUCGGGGAACUGAGAUUUACCGUCGAGACGAUGUCGGAUCUAGCUCACCAUUAAGUGGCCGAGGGGAAAGUCACGUAAGAACGUAUAGCACGCGGGAGCUCGAAGAUUUCGCUCGGCGCACAAUAGCAAAAAGUCGCAAGGUGCGGAAACUCCGAAAGAGCGUGGAACGUCACGGUACGACUUUAUUACACGGCUAGUUCGAUUUACGAGUUACUCGAAUCCAGGUAUUUUCUACCGCGGGCAGGUGAGGCCGGCGGGGAGAGGCGGAGGGAGGGAGAUCAAGGACGUUCGACGAUAAAUUUUCUUGGGCUAUAAUGGGGCUCUAUGGGGUGGUGGGACGGACAGUGACGGGGGUGGAUGUCGGGUGCAGAGGUAGGAUUUCUGCGUCGACUCGAGGAGGCGACGCCGGGGUAAAACCUGCACGGUACGACAGUGAAAAAAGGGGGACGAGGUGCGAUGGCAGAGGGAUCACGGGGACGACGACGUCGGGAUCGAGAGUGUCGUUAUCGACGAGAAAAUUUUCGUGGCGUCUCACGAUUACUUGACGCUUGCGAACGGACGAAGCCAGAGGACUCUGCGAUGAGGAGCGAAUGCUCCUCUCGCGAGUCGUUUACGAUCGAAAUAGAACGUGUCUAAAAUUAUUUCUCUAGCUGUUCCAGACGUGGCGAAAGAGAAGAUAGAGAGAGGGGGGUAGGUGAGAGAGAGAGAGAGAGAAAGAGGAAGAGAGAGACAGCUUCUUCCGUUCUUAGAAGCGUUCUAUCCUCGUCCCUCUCGCCAUAUAUACGCACAUAUAUUUGUCCCUCCCUUUCGUCCGCAUUCUAGCGGCGUUUUCAGUCUAAUACCGGUCUUCCGUCCUAAUACCUCGUUCGUGUCUAUAAAGUAAACCCCUCAUAAAGCAUCGAGCCGCCGCGAGAGAGACGUGAGGAAUCCCCGGGUGCUGCGUUUUUCGCGGCGAAUGAGAGUAGUCGAGAGGAUCUUUAAAGUUUUACUCGCUCCGGGCGGAGGAAGAGGAGGAGAACGGCGGACCGCCGGUAAUCCGUUUCAGUCAUUCCGUAUGCGCUCGGGUGUCCCUCGACUGCGGUCGUGGUGGUGUUCCAAAACUGCGAACCGACCUACGAAGAGGGAAUCAGAAAGAAAUCGGAAAUGCAGGCUUAGAAUGGUUGAAGAGGCGAAGUGAAAAGUUUGCGUAAAGGGCAGUCAAACGAGCCGUUCAAGUGAACUUUACUUAAACGUUCGAGCAGUGGACGGUGGAAAUCUAAAGUGGGAAUUAAAACCGAUGCGGUUUCAUCGAUGCCGCGGACCCGGAAAGGACGUACCGACUCGUCGAUUAAUGGCGAAUAUACGUUGGAGUUUCUGUUAUUGCACGAUUGAAUUUGUAAAUAUUGAGAUAUAAUUUGGACAUUACUCUUGUCGUUUGACGAAAACACACGUAAAUAGAAGUAAACAACAAAGAGGGAGAGGAAUUGGAAAAAAAAAAGACUCCGGGUAUUCCACCAUCCGAUAUUCCUGCAGCAAGCAAUUUGCGAAGGAGAUCCUGUGGAAGGACGCUCGUCUGGCGGGGGAAGUCCCUUUAAAUUCGGGUCUCGGCUGCUUCUUGAUAGAGAAUCCCCGAGUGGCUAUUUCUCACGGGCGAAUAGAGUCGUUUAAUUCCGUGGACUCGAGACGAGAGAAUAGGAAUCUGCCCGCGCGUCCGGUCCUCGGUCCUUUUAUCAUUCAAUACGGGCGAAAUGACUUUUUUCGGACUCGCGCGCACCCCCUGCGCUUCGUACGCGGUCCAACUUGUAAAUUAUUUUCGCGCAAACUCGACUCGAUUAUUAUCUACUAUUUUCACCGGUAAAAUAUCUACGCUCGGCUGUCUGUAUGUACUCCUGGUCGUUGCUCCCUGCGAAUCGCGCCGUCUAACUGCUUCUUAAUCCCCGGGAGUUCGGGGUUGACGCGCGCGUUCGACGGCGGAUACAAAAUACACCGAAACACGUAGCUUUUGUAAUAUUCAGCGGGAUCGGUUGUGGUGCGACGUCGAGUAACGAGGCGGACUUCUGGUGCAUCGGGUACAUCGACAACUGCAGCUCGUAAAGAAGCGAAGAGAGACGCAGACGGGGAUACUGAUUGUACUCCUGAGGAAUUCACCUCUCUCACAAAAGUAGAAAUAUGCGGGAAGAUUUAAUCAAAACAUAAUUACCUGAGAAUAUCACGAAAACUUGGAUAAGAACGUAAUAACUGAGAGGUAAAUUAAGAUAAAAAUCUUAAAAGAUAAAAAAUUUUCUCUCUCUCUUGCGCGCAUACAGAAGAAAAAAACGUCCGCAAAAAGACGAGGCCAAACGGGGAAGGUAAAAAGUAGGGAGGAAGAAAAAUAUAUAAAACCGUAUACAUUAUACAAAACUGCGCCUUAAAAUGUGGAAUAAAGGAUGUAGGGAAGGGGAGGUCGUACUUGUACAAGCGACGCAAUCGUAACGAACUGAGUGGGUACACUAAUCUGCGAUAUAAAAACGGACGGGUCGUAUUUUAGGCCGUCUAAAAGGACGAUUCGCUCGCAUACAGAGAAUCUCGUUAACGGAACGCGCGCGGGGCGAGUCGAGGGAGGGGAGGGAGGGUGAGAGGAAGACGCGCGGCACAAAGGGCGCUUUCCCUCCGUGCGCAAGAAUGCAGGAUCAGGAUGAAUUUUACAGGAACCUCUGCUCGUCGGAGACGCUGCGCUCCGGCAGGAGGGGCUUCUUCCACGAUUUCAGCGGGCACGUGAUGCAAACCGCGGGCGAUACCUGGACGUCGGGGACGUUCGGCCGGAUCGAUGACGACGUGGGGCGGGUGAGGGCGAUCUUCACCGACGCGAGAGUAAAGGACGCCGUGGCCGACACGCUCGCAAACGUGAAGCCCCUUUUCAGGGACAAGGAUGCGGAGAUAUCCCGGCGCAAGCGACUCGAAGGGUACCAGCUCGCCGCCGUCGGCGAGCACGAAAAGGCCCUUUUGCUGUUCAGUCAGGCUGUCCUACGUGCACCUCAACCAGGUGGAAACAAGACGGUUGAUCAGGGUCUGUCGUUGCCCCUGGCGCUGCUGGGGAGAGCCGGGACCUUUACGGCCCUCAAAGAGUACCAUUUCGCGCUGGAGGAUCUGCGACUGGCCGCCGAACACGAUCUGCCGGACAAACCGAUGCGGGAGCUUGAGCGAAGGAGGGAGGAGUGCGAGCGUAUUUUGAAAGACAACGAGAGCUCUCUGGUGCCGGUCGAUCCCCGCAUCAACAAGCUGGCUCGAUUGAUUCCGGACAGGGAGAGAGGCGACGGCGACGGCGGCGGCGCGCCGUUAAAUGGCGCCGUUAAUUCCGAGCUCCGUUGGUCGUCCGGCGCCCUGGAAAUCCGUGAGACCACGACGGCGGGUAAACACGCCGUCGCAACCGCGGAAAUACAUCCGGGCGAUAUCCUGUUAGUCGAGCCGCCGCUGGCGGGCUGUCUCCUGCCCGAGUUCUAUGGCACCCAUUGUCAGCAUUGUUACGCGAGACUAAGAGCGCCAAUUGGAUGCCCCAACUGCAGCUGCGUCGCCUUUUGCGGGAAGAAGUGCAGGGACGUCGCGCUGACGACGUAUCACAAGUACGAGUGCAAAGUUCUGGCGUUGCUGAUAGGCUCCGGCAUGAGCGUGCUCAGCAUGGUCGCUCUACGGAUGGUGACGCAGGAGGGUCCGCGGAAGUGUUUGAAGAUCUACGAGAAGUUAAAGAAGAACGCCGUGGAAAAGGCCGCGCCGCCUUUGGCGGCUACUACCACUACUAGCACUGCUACGACGACGGGGACGGCGACACCGGAUACGCACGACAUGAAAUCGCCGGUGUGCAGCAAGUCGGCCAGGAGAAGAAUCAGACGGAGGAAGCUCAAGGAAUCUAGACGGGACGAGGAAAUUACCAAGAUGACGGAGGAGAACGGUACAAAGGAGAUCUGCGAAGGAGGCGACGACGAGAGGCACGUCGACGUGGCCCCGUACGGCUUGGUAACGCACGCGGACAGACGGACGAGCAAAGACUUCCUGGAAAGAUCGCUGAUGGCAGCCUUUCUGCUCAAGUGCCUACAGAGGGUCGGCUUCUUCGCCUGCCCGACGCCGGACGACGAAGUCCCAGGCGCCGAGGAGAUCACCGUGGCCGCCCUGCUGCUGAGGAACCUGCAGCUGCUCCAAUUCAACGCCCACGAAUUCUUCGAGACGCGGGUGAGCGCGGAGCAUCGAUUUCGCGGCAGCCGACCAGUCUACCUCGGCGUGGCGAUUUAUCCCACGGUCGCCCGUUUCAAUCACGACUGCUAUCCCGCGGUGACGAGAUACUUCGUCGGCCGACAUAUCGUAAUAAGGGCGAUACGCGGUCUGCAGCCCGGCGACGUUAUUGCCGAAAACUAUGGACCGAUAUUCACGAAGAGGACCCUCGCCGACCGUCAAAGGACACUGGCAGGAAGGUAUUGGUUCCGGUGUACGUGCAAAGCCUGCCAGGAGGAUUGGCCGCCCUUUGAGAAUCUGACGAACGAUUCCGCCAGGUUGAGGUGUCCUACGGCAGGAUGCGACAGACUGCACCCGCUAGCCCGGCAGGGUAAGCCGAUAAAAUGCCUGGACUGUCAAAAGAAAAUCUGCUUGGAGGAUCGGCUCGCGUGCCUGCGGGAGUGCGAGGCUCUCUACAACCGUGGAUUGGCCGGCAUGGAGGACGAGAGAGUCAACGAGGCGAUCGGGACGCUCUGCGACGCCCUGAAAAGAUUUCACCAAGUCGCCCGUCCACCGCAUCGGGACACACACCUGGCCGAAAUUGCUUUAAGCUCCUGUCUGGCUGACUACGGGAAUACUUGGCGACCAGCGGCGCUUUGAAGUGCGUACAAACGGAAAAGGAAGCUGACUUGAGCGGAUUCUGCUGCAACCACGCGGGCUACCGCGGCGAUUCGAAAAUGCUCCUCGAAUAAAAGAGGAAUCGCGUUUGAUCGUGGACACUGGUCCGGCCAAUCUGGCCGGCGCACACGGCGAUAUGAGACACACACCCGACGAAUAUUCUGUGCGGCGUUUUCAUACGAAAAUGUAUUGUUUGUUAAGAAUUGUAUUGUUUUCGAGAACGUAAUCAAUUUACAUGAUUUAUCUUCAGCCCCCUGGAUAAAAACUCAUCCAGUUAGUGUCCCUGUGUAUGAGGGAGCAUUUCAGUAAAAACAAUGCCGAAAGUAUUAAUUAACAAAAUGUGAGUGCAAUCCUUCUUUUUACCUUUGUAAAACUGGUUAAUAAUAAUCUAUCUUUCAAAUUUUUUUUAAUUAAUAUUAAAACCAUCGUAUGUACUAGAAAUUUUCUGUGGCAGUUCUUUCUCGGGGUAACAGCGAAUUGGACCUCACGCGGAGGAAUAUCGUUAGCUUUGCCCUUAUAAAAUCGCCAGGCAAUAUAAUAAAAACGGGAAAAGAAUAUAGAGAAAGGAUUCCGCGCGCCCGCCGCGCGAACGAUGUCACGUCGUCCGCGUAACGUCGUACAAUUUACACGCGUUAUUACCCGACCAUACAUACGCACUUUGUAUAUCCACGACGAUUAUCGGCGGCACACACGCGGACGGGAACAGAUAGCGAUAAUUGAUAUUGCGAGCGUGAAACGGCUGCGCGCGAGUAGAUGUUCAGUAUCGGGAAAUUAGCGGCCGAGGCGUUUACCGAGGCGUCGACCUGGAAGCCAACUUUUUUAAUUUCGCCUGCACACAGAGCGCAGGCAAUCAAUUGGUUCAUCCGAGAUCUCUCCUGAUUGCCUUCGCUGUGUGUACAUACGCGCGCGCGCGCGCAUGUGUGUAUGUGUGUGCACGCGCGUGUGUACACGUUUGCACGGUGUAUCGUAUCUCUAUCUGUGAAAACAUACGGGCGGGGAGUUUCUGAUAAGUCGUACGGGCUUUUUGCUCUCUUAUAUCUUCCUCUCGCGUUCUGCCGAUCGCGAAAAGCAUGGAAUUCUGCCAACCUUAACGUUUAAGAAAUCCCACGUCGUCUCGUUUAACAACACUACGUCAAGAGGAAGUAUUUACGAUAAACCCUCCUUCUCCCGAAGAAUGCUAACAAUUAUUUACAGUGAAAUAAUAAUAAAGUAGAGCAAUCUUUUUGUUCUACUUUUUUUUACAUUUGUAGUAUUUCGAAUGCAUAUUUUUUUAAUCCCAACAAAAUGGUUUAGCAAAAUAAUUUUUCUUCUGGAUAUGCGGAGAAAGAUGACGGUCCCUUGCGUAUGUUUAUCAUCGUAUGCGGCAAAAAUGCAUACAGUCUGCUGAAUGUAUAUAACGGUUGCGUGCUCACGUAUUGCAUAUAUAUCCGGAUUAAAGGACUCAAAUCCGACACAACCUAUUAACCUUUUUCUUCCGUUCGUAACAAUCGCUGUAGCUCCGUUCUGCAACAUGUUCAGCCGUCAUUUUCGAGAGUGCACUGCGCGACGCAUCGGAAUGACCAGUACUUCAACAAAUUCCCAACUUAUUUUUAUGAUUUUAUAUAUAGUUAAAGUAUACAAGAUGAGAACCUUGUUUUAAAUGUAAAUACUACCGAUAUUUGAUUUUUAUCUAAAUAUAAAUAUACGUAUGUGUAAAUGUAUUAUGUAUUUUAUAAAAUAGAGGGGGUCUUUAAAAUUUUUUAAAGCGUUUCGAAAUAAAGAAUAUAUACGUGUAGAGAUUCGCGUAGCGAAUGCAUUUGCGCGGCGGAUAAUUUAACAUAAUAUCGUUAAACCAUGUACGCGCGAUGUCGCAUGAUACGCGCGGAUCGGGCAAUUUAUAAUUCAUAAUGACGAAUCUGUAAUAUCGAACCCGAAUCCGUUGUGUCAAUUACGGUGUCGGGUACGGUUACUGCUGAUCGUUGCUAUACGGGAUUAACGCUGGGACGGAAAAUUAAUUUAUAUACCUUGCGAAAGGUGAUUAAGUGCCGCCGUAAUACCGGUAUUAUUGGAAAUUCUCUAUGGCGGGAAUGCAUUAUACCUAUAACUUCUCCCGGGGUUCCUCCCCCCUCACCCCCCGUCCCCCGAUCAACAUCGCCGCGUGAAAUUACACAUAUGCGAGAUGCGUGCAUACGUACAAUUCCGCCGGGGGCCCGUCAAUUGCAUUACCUCAGAAAUUCCUCCGCGGCGGAAUUAAAGAUUAAAUAUCCGAUUCAUAUUCAAUUGCAAAAUUCGCGAUACUCUCGCCUGUAUAAUUUCACGGCCGUGACCGGUGCGUUUUAAUUCAAGUACGCUGUAAAUCUCGAAAUUUCAUGGAGAAUAAAUUGAUACGGAUAAUUGAAUAAAAUUUACCAAUGCGCGUACGCAUACUUCCGCUAUUAAAUUUCACUUGAAAUUUCAUUUUUACCCGGCAUUCCCGUUCCACUCGGCUCAAUCAUAAUUACCUUUUCAAUAAAAUUGCGGAUUCUUCUUCGAUAUAUUUUCGUGCGCUCCGGGCAUGUUGUUUGUACGGUGAUAAGAGAGAUAAUGAGAGGAAAUAUCGGAAUAAACAGGGGAAGAAGGGGGAAAUUGAAUGAAACAGAGCAUGUUCGAUUUGUGAUUUUUGCUAUUUUUUUGGUAGAUUUAUUUUUUAUAAUGCACAUGUUUCUCGUGAAAAAAUUAAAUUCCGUGUAUGAAAUUAGCAUUUAGAGUUUCACGUUUCGGUACAAAAUUCAUUGGGGAGGGGGGAAGGGGAAGAUCAGUCGACGGACGACUGUAUCUCGGGACACGUUCGGACAAUGACGUCGACGACGACGACGGCAACGUCGUGCCCGGCGUCCGUCGAGGUCUUUUGAUAGAUUUUUCUCUUAUUUAUUCUUUUUUUUUCUCUUUAUCUCUCGAAAGAGUUGAACGUCUCCUCGAUCGGGAUUUUGCUUCUUUUUCCUCUGCUCUUCUUUUUCGCUUCUCGUCCACGUUGUCGUUCCUUUCUCUCUCUCUCUCUCUCUCUCUUCCUCCCGCGAGAUAUAUACUCGAGUAUCGCCUUUUAUUCGCGCGAAACUCGAAUCGGAUCUAAUUGACUGUCGCGACGUGAUACCCCUUUUUAUUACGAUUGUUUUUGCCCGGUGGACACGACGCGAAUUCACGACGGAAGUUUCGAGCGAGAAGGAUCGCGCGCGCGCGCACGCGACCACGGCUCCUUUUUCUCCGGCGACGACUUUCCCCGUUUUCCUCACGGUGACGAGAACCGGAAAAAGAAAAUGCCGACCAUGACAAAUCGCGAAAUCUCGCAGACGCGGCGUCAUCGGCUCGCGUUAACUCGCGGACGGGCGUUCGAGGCGGAGAGCCUCGAGCGCGAAAACAAUCGGACCGCUCCGUACGUCAAAGAAUCUCGAUGCGGGAUGCAAAUUCGCCUCCCCGACCGGGAAGAGUGUUUAGCAUACGAAGCACCGGGAGAUCCCUUUCGCAUCUCUCCCUCCCCGCGAGAAUGUUCGGGCGGGCUAAUGGACCGAUGCAUGCCGCGGAUUCGAGACUCGCUCUCCUCUUCUAUCCGCGAACCUUUCCGCGUCCGCCCGAUCGUAAGCCGUCUUUCAACUUUUUCGCAACGAACACGUACGCGAUCGCGAUUGACUGACACGGCCACGUCGAGAUCGCCUCGACGACGGCGAUAAAUCCGAACGACGAAGUACACAAACUGAUUCUUUCGGUUAUACCGCACUCCGGGUUUUUUUUUCCAUUUUUCCCCUCGCUUUCCUUCUCUUUUACCCUUUUUUUUUUUAAUAUCUUUUAACCGCGUGUGAAGUUUAGCUGCUGGAUUCGCUCGUGAUUCGUUUUCUUUCGAUUUUGCCCUCACGGCUUUGGUUUUCGUUUUAACUCUGAUAUUCACUGUUAACACAUGCAUUGUUCUUUUUUUGCAGUUACAAUCGCGCGCCUGUUCGGCGCGCCGCUUGAAAUUUUUGCUUGUUCCGCGCCUCUCUCCCUCUUUCUCUCUCUCUCUCUCUCUCUCUCUCUCCCUCUCUCUCUUUCCCUCGCUCUUCCGCCGUCUCGAGAGGCCGUCUCUCUCUUGGAUUUCUUUUUUCUUUUUUUUUUAUAUUUCUUUCUACCGUGUUUUUUUCGUGGGAACGCGCGGUUACGUUAGACAACGGAAGGUGAUUACGUUAAACAACGCGGGCCCGAAGAGUCGCCUGGGCUUUUGUCCCAACGAACGCGGAUUGCGGUGUAAUAGAAAAAGCGGAAAGCGCGCGGGUGACGCGCGGUUUCGAUCGAUAGCGUCUCGUUGGGUUCCUCUCCCUUAUAGAGUCGGAUAAGGGAUGAAAAAAAAAA
Messenger RNA from Monomorium pharaonis (pharaoh ant), 9297 nucleotides. Its product is annotated as SET and MYND domain-containing protein 4. The coding region runs from base 2764 to 4944 and encodes 726 amino acids. The record is from RefSeq and is a predicted model, not a curated record. NCBI's taxonomy places the organism in Eukaryota, Metazoa, Arthropoda, Insecta, Hymenoptera, Formicidae. The transcript has 9 exons. Gene Ontology annotation, molecular function: protein binding.